UUAUUCAAAGUGUUAUUGAAACGGUAGAUUCAGAUUGAGACGCGUGAAUUUCUCUCAAACCUUAUGUUCUUUGCGAAACAUUCUCUUAUUUCAUUGUUCAUUCAGAGCCUAUUUUCUUAGCUAUCCUUGUUUUUAUUCCUCGUUUUAAUAUUCUAAAAGAAAAGAAGAAAAAGAAAAAGAAAAAGAAGAUAUUCAAAUGAGAAUACAUUCCUCUAAUCAUCCAUGGUUCUUACUAGCCAUCCUCGUGGUUCUCCUCUCUUUCUCUGGAGCUCUCUCAAGCAUACACAAAGAGAAGACAACCUCAAAGAAUCCGAAGAAAGAAGUAACUUAUGAUGGAACGUCUUUAAUAAUCAAUGGAAAGAGAGAGUUACUUUACUCUGGCUCCAUACAUUACCCUCGUAGCACUCCUGAUAUGUGGCCGAAGAUCAUCAAGAGAGCAAAACAAGGCGGUUUGAAUACGAUUCAGACAUAUGUUUUUUGGAAUGUUCAUGAGCCUGUGCAGGGGAAGUUCAAUUUUUCGGGUAGAGCCGAUUUAGUGAAGUUCAUUAAACUGAUCGAGAAGAAUGGUAUGUAUGUAACGUUGAGGCCUGGACCUUUUAUUCAGGCUGAAUGGAAUCAUGGAGGACUUCCUUACUGGCUAAGAGAAGUUCCCGGGAUCUUCUUCCGUACCGACAACAAACCAUUCAAGGAACAUACAGAGAGGUAUGUGAAGGUGAUACUUGAUAAGAUGAAGGAAGAGAAGCUUUUUGCUUCACAAGGAGGCCCCAUUAUUUUAGGACAGAUAGAGAAUGAAUAUAGCGCGGUUGAACGUGCAUAUAAAGAAGAUGGAGUAAACUACAUUAAGUGGGCAGCUAAAUUAGUAGAUUCUAUGAAUUUGGGGAUCCCAUGGGUUAUGUGUAAGCAUAAUAAUGCUCCUGAUCCUAUGAUCAAUGCUUGCAAUGGAAGACAUUGUGGUGAUACAUUCCCUGGUCCCAACAAAAAGAAUAAGCCAUCUUUGUGGACAGAGAAUUGGACUACUCAGUUUCGAGUUUUUGGCGAUCCGCCAGCUCACAGAUCUGUAGAAGACAUCGCCUAUUCUGUUGCUCGGUUCUUUUCCAAGAACGGAAGCCAUGUUAACUACUACAUGUAUCAUGGAGGUACUAACUUUGGAAGAACCUCUGCACAUUAUGUAACCACUCGUUACUAUGAUGAUGCACCUCUUGAUGAAUUCGGAUUGGAAAGGGAGCCUAAGUACGGUCAUCUAAAACUUCUUCACAACGCGCUUAACUUAUGCAAGAAGGCACUUCUAUGGGGCCAUUCCCGAACUGAGAAGCCUGGCAAAGACACAGAGAUACGGUACUACGAGCAGCCUGGAACGAAAGUUUGUGCGGCGUUUCUAGCUAACAAUAACACAGAAGCUGCAGAAACAAUCAAAUUCAAGGGCAAGGAACAUGUUAUACCGCCUCGCUCCAUCAGUAUUCUCCCGGACUGCAAAACUGUUGUUUACAGCACAGCGGAGGUCAUCUCUCAGCACACGUCUAGGAACUAUGUGAAGUCGAAGAAGGCUAAUAAGAAGUUUGAUUUUAAGGUGUUCACCGAGACAGUUCCUAGUGAGCUUAAAGGUGAAUCUUUUAUCCCCGUUGAGCUCUAUGGCUUGACGGAAGACGUGACUGAUUACGGAUGGUACACAACAAACUUCAAGAUAGAUGACAAUGACCUUAAGAAGAAAGGAGGUAAGACUACUUUGAGAAUUGCAAGUCUUGGACACGCGUUGCAUGUCUGGCUCAAUGGAGAAUACCUUGGAAACGGACAUGGUAGCCAUGAAGAGAAGAGUUUUGUUUUUCAGAAGCAGGUUUCUCUAAAAGAAGGAGAGAACCACCUAACUAUGUUAGGCGUUUUAACAGGAUUUCCGGACAGUGGAUCUUAUUUGGAGCAUAGAUACACAGGUCCGCGUAGUGUUUCCAUCUUAGGCCUCAGCUCUGGACCACUUGAUCUCACCGAGAAAAACAAAUGGGGAAACAAGGUGGGUAUGGAAGGCGAAAAGCUCGGUAUCCACGCCGAGAAAGGAUUAAAGAAGGUUAAAUGGCAGAAAUUCUCAGGAAAAGCACCAGGGCUUACAUGGUAUCAGACACGCUUUGAUGCGCCAGAGAGCAAAAGCUCAGUAGCAGUUAGGAUGAAUGGAAUGGGGAAAGGUUUAAUUUGGGUGAAUGGAGAAGGUGUUGGUAGAUAUUGGAUGUCGUUUUUAUCGCCUUUAAAAAAUCCUACGCAAGUAGAGUAUCAUAUACCUAGGUCUUUCUUGAAGCCCAAGAAAAAUCUUCUGGUUAUAUUUGAGGAAGAACCAAAUGUGAAACCAGAGCUUAUCGACUUUGUCAUCAUCAACAGAGACACUGUGUGUUCUUACAUCGGAGAAAACUACACUCCUAGUGUACGACACUGGACCAAGAAAAAUGACAAAGUCCAAGCCAUCGCUGAUGAUGUUUUUCUCACGGCUAAUCUCAAGUGUUCCGGUACUAAGAAGAUUGCCGCUGUAGAAUUUGCUAGCUUCGGAAACCCAACUGGGACUUGUGGAAAUUUCACCCUUGGAUCUUGUAAUGCUCCUGCCUCUAAGCAAGUCAUCGAGAAGUAUUGUUUGGGUAAAUCGGAGUGUGACAUUCCGGUGAACAAGAGCACAUUCCAGCAAGAUAAAAAGGAUUCAUGCCCCAAAGUCGUGAAGAUGCUUGCGGUGCAAGUCAAGUGCGGUCGCACCAAUAAGAACUAAGAAUCAGGAAUAUAAUUCUUUUAUUUGCUUUGAACGGUUUUAUACUUUUGACUAGUCGAUACAAAACUUAUGUGUCAAUUGUUCUUCCAUUUUUGAAUUUAUUAAUUACAAUGCCUAUCUACGGAUUACAGUUUUGAUUUGAAAUACUGAUUGAUUAAAUACUUUGUCCAAGGGAUUUAGUUUUGCUUCCUAACUUAUCUAUUCAGUUUUUGCGUAAGAUGGUUUUUGUUAUUUAUCUAAGUAUACAUAAUACUGUAUGUUUAUACACCGACCUUAAGAUGAGUACAUCCAAGUUUACUUGCAAUCAGAUCGUUCUAUUAGUACUUCCUAGGAUUUAUAAGAAGUUCACAUGUCAAACAUGUUUGUGUGCGUCUUAUAUGCUCAUCAGGUUAAGAAACAUUUACCUUGUACUCAAGUGGUGCAUCAUUUGUUAUUUUCGAAUAUAUCAUGAGCUUUCAACUUAAAACCAAUUGAUGGUUAACGGAUUGGUAGAAGUUAUUUAUAUACUAUUUCAUUAAAAUUUUCAAUGUGAAAACUUAUAUUAUUACACAUUCUUUAGAGAUUGGCUGAUACGAAGGAGAUGAUUGAAAGAUUGGCUUUGUUGAUCACUUUGACUAGGCCUGGGCAAAUAAACCGAAUCCGAUAACCCGAACCGAAUCCGAUCCGAUAAAAAUGAAUCCGAACCCGAUGUAAAUACCGAAUGGAUCUUGUUUUGUGGUAUUUUGGGUUAUGGGUAUUAUCCGAACCGAACCCGAAUCUAAAUGGAUAUCCGAUAGAACCUGAAACAUUUAAAACCUCGAAAAGAUCUUAUACCAAACAUGAUCUCAAUUCCUAAUAUGUAUCCAAAAUACACUAAGAAAUAUUGAACAUCUAAAAUACUUAUCUAUUACA
Molecule: messenger RNA, 3628 nt
Organism: Brassica napus (rape)
Lineage: Eukaryota; Viridiplantae; Streptophyta; Magnoliopsida; Brassicales; Brassicaceae
Product: beta-galactosidase 13
Exons: 18
Coding region: 197-2737 (846 amino acids)
Biological process (GO): carbohydrate metabolic process
Cellular component (GO): vacuole; cell wall
Molecular function (GO): beta-galactosidase activity; carbohydrate binding
Source: RefSeq, a predicted model, not a curated record